AUGGAUCCGACACACGCGUUCGAUCCUUCGAGAAUGAAGGCCGCAGCGGCGGAAUAUUCCUCAUCGGAAUCAGAAGAAGAGGAUGACGACUACUUAAUGCCGUCAACCAACCCCAACGCGGACGAAUUCGCCGACUACAAUCCUCGGAAGCGGCGAAGAACUGGCCGCAAUGCCAAGGAGAGCGCAGCGCUUGGUAUAUUUGGCUCGGAGAGCGAGGAUGACAGACCAGGGCAGCGAUGGAAGAAAAAGACACUCCGGAACAAAGGCAUGAGCUUUGUGUCGGCCGAUGAUGCGAAAAAGGGCAGUGAAGAGGACGUCGUGGCAGAAGACGACAGCGAUUAUGGGGAGCCUGAAAGAGCCAGCUUCAUGCGCAUAAACAGUGAAAAAGAGGAUGAGGACGACGAGGACGAGGAUGAGGGCGAGGGCGGCACUCCAGGAAUUGGACUGGGUUACGCCGCGCCAGCAGGACUUGGUCGUGGGCGGGUAUCCCCAUCAGGCCAAGACAGGUACCAACCCCCGGAGAGGUCAUUCAAAUUCGGCAGCAUGAGCGAGCCUCUUGGAAUGGGAUUCAUGCCUUCUUCCACCAAGGAGCCGGUCCUCAAGGUUAACGAUGACGCACCAACCCGUCCUCAGAAAGCAAUGCCGAGCGCCUUCUCCUCGAAAGGCGGCAAAACCAAAAUCAAUCCGAAAUCAUUUGGCGCUCGCAUGAUGGCAAAGAUGGGCUUUGUUGACGGCUCGGGUCUAGGAAAAGAGGGCCAAGGUCGAAAUGUCGUUAUUGAGGCAAAUUUGCGUCCCCAGAAAGUGGGUCUCGGUGCUGUGAAAGAAAAGACAGAACAGGAGAGGCAAGAGGAAAAGCGUCAGGCAAGGCUCCGAGGAGAAGUGGUAAUUGACUCGGACGAGGAGGACAAGAAAAGGAAGGCGUCCCGCGCAAAGAAAGCUCGAGCAGGAGGUUUGAAGAGCGGCAGUGGUAGUGCUGCGAGCACACCCAGGCGGCAAAAACCGAAGUUUGCAACGAUUGAAGAAAUCAAGAAAGCCGCACCGGGCCUAGACAUUCCAGCUGCAUUUACACCGAUUCUGGAUCUUACGGGCCCGGGCAAGAAGAUGCUGACCUCGUCUUCUGGGUUGAUGACUCCCACUGCGGGCACAACAGAAGAGGAAGGCGACUUGCAAUCGAAGAAGCUGGUGUUGCGAGCCCAGAAUGACUUCAUGGCCAUUCUCGAGGAGUGGCAGGGAUUACAGGAGCGGAAGGCCUUUGCGGAAUUGCAAUUGCAUCAGGAGCAACAGGAGCUCGAGGAACUGGAAAAGGCCGUCGAGAGCCACCAAACCACUGCGGCUAUUUUUGAAGAGCUCACGCAAUUUGAAGACGAAGACGAGGUGCUCCUCAGUGGAGGCGAUUAUACGAAGCAACGAUGGGAUCGAAUUAUCUCUCUGUUGCGUAAAGCAGACCAGUCGACAUCGGGUCUCACGAUUAAGGAAGUCAAGGAAGAAAUGGCGUCGAUAGCAGUCGCAGCCAUCCAACCGAUCAUGAAGGACAUGGUCGAGAACUGGAACCCUUUGGAAGAUGCACGAGCACAAUAUGCGAAUGACUUGGAGUCCAUCAAAGACCUACUCGGUCUGCACAAAUCUGCAGCCCUGCCUCAAAUGAGAUCGUCAGCAACACCUUACGAGAGCAUGAUGUACAAGCUUUGGUUGCCUCAUGUCUCACGGGCAGUGCGGGAAUGGAAUGUACGAGACGCUGAACCAAUCAUCGCCGUUUUCGAGGCCUGGCAAAACGUGCUACCUGGGUUCCUCAAGACCCAACUACUGGAACAAGAUAUUAUCAGGAGACUGGACGAGGCGAUUGCGAAAUGGGAGCCAAAGAGGAAGAAGCAACACAACUUGCCACACUUGUGGCUUUUCCCGUGGUUCCAAUACUUGCCCGAGCACCAUCUAGAUCCUAAAAGCUCCACAGGUCUUGUUGCAGAUGUCAAACGGAAAUUCAGGCAGCUCAUCGACGUGUGGGAGUUCAACCGAGGGGUUAUUCCGGGCCUCAGAGAGUGGAGGAAUGUCCUGCGCAACAAUCGCACCGAUCAAUGGACACCGCUUGUACUGCAUCACAUCCUACCGAACAUGGCUCGUUACAUACGCAAGAACUUCGAUGUUAACCCGUCAGACCAGGAAACCGAUGUUUUAUCAGCGGUGCUGGAUUGGCUUGAUCCUGUGUCACCCACCAUGAUUGCUGAGGUCAUUGCCGCAGAGGUUUUCCCGAAAUGGCACGAGAUUCUGUAUCAAUGGCUGAUUAUGGACACGGUCAAUUACGAAGAUGUCGCUCAAUGGUGUGAGUGGUGGCAUGACGAGGCCUUGGCUGGAAUCGACGACCUACCCUCGAUUGCGUCUGAGUUCGAGAAGGGCAUCCAGACAAUCGAGCAUGCGCUAGAGUUGUUUGAUCUAAACCAGGACGCAUCAACCUCCCUGCCUCCACCGCAGCAUGGCAGUGGUGUUGCCUCGCAAAAGGCCACCAAGACAAAUGGGCAUCACCAUCACAAGCGGGAUCAUCACCGCGAGCACAAGCACCACGCAAGUCCGUUCGAGCCCACCAAGAAGGACUUGGAACGGUCAUUCCGUCAUGUUGUGGAGGAUUGGUGCCAAGAAAACGAUCUGCAAUUCAUGCCAGAACGUAGAAAGGUGCACUCCGAGGGACCACUGUACAGGAUCACGGCUCGAGGCGACGGUAAGGGAGGUGCACUGACAUACUUCAAGGGCGACAAGCUCUGUGUCCAGACAAAGACCGGAGUUGAGGAAUUCACAGGCGAACCUGGGAGCAGCGAUUGGGACAGGCUGAUGACGUACGCGCUGUAG
Molecule: messenger RNA, 2838 nt
Organism: Diaporthe amygdali
Lineage: Eukaryota; Fungi; Ascomycota; Sordariomycetes; Diaporthales; Diaporthaceae
Exons: 1
Coding region: 1-2838 (945 amino acids)
Biological process (GO): spliceosomal complex disassembly
Cellular component (GO): U2-type post-mRNA release spliceosomal complex
Molecular function (GO): nucleic acid binding
Source: RefSeq, a predicted model, not a curated record